AGGGGGAGCUGUUCCCUCGGCAGGUCAGAGUCAGAGACCACAAGGGGCAGGCGAGCCCCAGAGCGCCCACCUCCCCUUGCCUGGGAAAUUGGAAGUGGAGCUGGGGAGAAGGAGGUGAAAAGGAUGGGCAGCAAGGAAGAUGUGGGGAAGGGAUGUCCGGCGGCCGGCGGCGUCUCCAGCUUCACCAUCCAGUCCAUCCUGGGCGGGGGCCCUUCCGAGGCACCGCGGGAGUCAGCCGGGUGGCCAGCCAGGAAACGCAGCCUGUCUGUGUCCUCGGAGGAGGAGGAGCUGGACGAAGGCUGGAAAGCGCCGGCUUGCUUCUGCCCAGAUCCGCACGGCCCCAAGGAGCCAAGCCCUAAGCACCAUCCCCCCAUCCCUUUCCCUUGCUUGGGUACCCCCAAGGGCAGCGGAAGUGCAGGGCCUGCGGGCUCGGAGCGCGCGCCUUUCCUUUCUCCUUCUCACUCGGACUUUAAGGAAGAGAAAGAGAGGCUCUUGCCGGCGGGCUCGCCCUCUCCGGGCCCGGAACGGCCGCGGGACGGCGGUGCGGAGCGACAGGCCGGAGCGGCCAAGAAGAAGACGCGCACCGUCUUCUCCCGCAGCCAGGUGUACCAGCUCGAGUCCACCUUCGACAUGAAACGCUACCUGAGCAGCUCGGAGCGCGCCUGCCUCGCCUCCAGCCUGCAGCUCACCGAGACCCAGGUUAAGACUUGGUUCCAGAACCGCCGCAACAAGUGGAAGCGGCAGCUCUCGGCCGAGCUGGAGGCGGCCAACAUGGCACACGCGUCGGCGCAGACUCUCGUGGGCAUGCCGCUGGUGUUUCGGGACAGCUCACUGCUGCGAGUGCCGGUGCCGCGCUCGCUCGCCUUCCCGGCGCCGCUCUACUACCCCAGCAGCAACCUCUCGGCCUUACCGCUCUACAACCUGUACAACAAGCUUGACUACUGAGCCGCUCGCCGGCUCCCGGGGCGUCCCAGGCCGCCUGCAGCCGCCUGCGUACCGGGGGCGCGGGCGGCGUCCUUCCCAGGGUUCCGGAGCAGAGCGUCGCGUGUUCAGAAAUAUUAAGAAAUACACCAUGUGUAUUCGUUAUGUCUUAUUUAUGGCCUCUUCUCUACUUUUUUUGUUUGUUUGUUUGUUUCGGGUAUUUAUCCGCAUUCCUCAAGCCAGAACACCUGCUUUCUACACAAAAACCAAACCAAUAUGCGUUUGAAAACUCUUUUGAAAGGGGAGAUUCUCGUGUGGUGGUGGGAAAGGGAGUUUGGGCUAGGUAGGUUUUGGCUGGUAGCAAGAAAAUAAAUCAGAAGAACACCAACAAAACCGGAUACUCUUUCUCCCAUAUAUACACCUGUAUAUAUAUGUGUGUGUAUGUGUUGUGUGUGUGUAUAAGAACACACGCUCAGCCAAGCCGAGCCCACUGGGGCCUUGGUCAUUGAACUAAUCACCUCUCUUCAUUCCCUUCAUCUUGAGGGGUGAAACGAGGAGAACACAGAUCUGUAAAUAUUUUUAAAGAGAAAAAAAUAAAACGUUUU
Molecule: messenger RNA, 1526 nt
Organism: Peromyscus leucopus (white-footed mouse)
Lineage: Eukaryota; Metazoa; Chordata; Mammalia; Rodentia; Cricetidae
Gene: Hmx2
Product: H6 family homeobox 2
Exons: 3
Coding region: 124-945 (273 amino acids)
Biological process (GO): regulation of transcription by RNA polymerase II
Cellular component (GO): nucleus
Molecular function (GO): DNA-binding transcription factor activity, RNA polymerase II-specific; RNA polymerase II transcription regulatory region sequence-specific DNA binding
Source: RefSeq, a predicted model, not a curated record